UCCAUUUCAGUGUUAAGCUCUUCUUCCUAAACGGCACCGUUUUGGUCACCUUCACUCUAGUCCUGCUAGUGUUUAGGGUUUUACAAAGCCCUCCUGCACUGUUUCGUUUACCAGAUUUGGUCAUGGAAACCGACGAAGAAGAACAACGCGUCACUCCAUUCCAGCUCCAGUUCGACAAGCCAGUCGCUUCGCAGAUUAAGAUCGCGGAGUGGAAUCCCGAGAAGGAUUUACUCGCCAUGGUAACUGAGGACUCCAAGAUUUUACUGCACCGCUUCAAUUGGCAGAGGCUCUGGACAAUCUCUCCAGGAAAGUGCAUAACGUCUUUGUGUUGGAGACCUGAUGGUAAAGCAAUCGCUGUCGGGCUCGAAGAUGGAACAGUCUCAUUGCAUGAUGUUGAAAAUGGAAAGUUGUUGAGGAGCUUGAAAUCACAUACUGUGGCUGUUGUUUCUCUUAAUUGGGAGGAGGAUGGACAGAUGACUAGAGAUGAGUAUGGCAGCCACUCGGUAUAUGAAGACCGUACUUCUCGUUUCUUUCCACCACCUCCAAGAGUUCCGCGAAUGCCUGGACUGGUAUCUGGAGAGACCGGUUUCAUGGAUGAUAGUGAAGAUUCAUUUCGAGAGCUGUCAAAUUCUUCACAGCAACGUUUUAAUAUCCUCUGCAGUGGAGAUAAAGAUGGAUUCAUUUGCUUUAGUAUAUUUGGGAUCUUUCCGAUAGGGAAAAUUAACAUACACAACUUUGGUGCUGCUAGUCCACUUAAGGAUACUGAAGCUGAGUGUAGACUUCUGAAUGCUUCUGUUUACAAGGUUGCUUUGUCAAAAGAUCUUUGUCAUUUGGUAGUCAUGUGUUCAGGAGAAUUAAUUGAAGAUAGGGAAGAAUCAGAAAACAGGCAGAUGACUGAACCUGGUAUGCAUGGCUUACAUUGCAUAGUGCUUGAUACAUCUAUAUUUUGGAAGAGAAAAAGUGAGCUUCAUCAAGUGGCGCAACAAGCUUCUAACAUUGAGGAAUUGGCAGAGGUUAUUCGGUCAUCAAUUUCAGUUAUGCACAAGGAGUGGUCUGAUGCUAUGCGCACUUUUCAUGACAAGUUUGAUUCUCUGUCCAAUCUGAUCAUAGACCAUGGACUCCAGUCCUCUCCCCAAGAGGAGUUUUUGAGUCUUUUAGGCGGUGCAAGGACUAGUCCAGCAGUUCAUCAGUUUCUAGUUAACUCUCUCGGUGAAGUGGGCGUGAAGCGCGUGUCAAAGGCUGUUUGUGGUGCUGGGAAAGAAGUGCAGCUUAUAAUCCUAAAUCAUCUCCAGCCUGCUGCAGAAAUUAUCGCAUUCAGGAUGGGAGAACUAAGAGGCCUUUCAAGAUGGAGAGCACGCUAUCAGGGCAUCGGUUUGGAUGAGACGCUUAUCAAUAAUGCAACAGAAAAAGCUGGAAUGAUACUUGUACAAGUUGAACGGUUUAUCAGGGUGCUUUCAUCUGUGGUGCAGCAGUUUUCGAACUUCUUCAAUUGGCUCUUGAAGUGUAUAAAGUUACUCAAUUCAGAACCCAGUGAUCAUCAUCUUCUACUGUACAAUAGUGAACUUGUUGUUAUAUUCUUGAAGUUUCUAUAUGACCAAGAUCCUGUUAAGCAGUUGCUGGAGGCGUCGGAAGCUGAUGAGAGUAUCGAAGUUGGAUUGGAAACAGUGCAGAGAGUUAGAGAAUUAGUUCAGUUUGGGGGAUUUUCAGAUUGUGAGCACCUGCAGAGGACGUUAGCCAAGGAAUUUCAGCAGAUGGAGUCUAGUUUUAAGGAGGCUUUUCAGAUGCCCUUUACUACAAUUUCAAGAAAGAUAGUCUGUGAAGAUUCAUUGCCACUUUGCCCACUGCCACCUUCGUCAGCAUCUUUGUCUACCAGUAUUCCUAUGUCAGUAUCAUAUUAUGAGGAUGCCUCCCAUUCCGUCCCUCAUCAGACUCGUCAACAUAUGUUUCUUGACUACAUCUCUUUCCAUAUACCAGAUGAGUCCUUCUCUGGUAUGGAAAAUUGUAUAGGCAUAGUGAGGGGGAUUAUGCAUGACUCAAGCAUUGUAAAGAGGGGUUAUACUUCAGUAGAAGCUGUACUGUUGUGCAUCCCUGUUGGUUAUUACUGUGUGGAUCUUUCUUUAUAUAAGGAAAGUCAGAUUGUUUUAUUAUUAAAUGAAACAACUACCACUUCUGAAAGCUCUGGUGAUGCCUGUAUGAUGAUUGUGCAAGCAAAUGACCUUCCAUUUGUAUCUAUCACAAGAUCCACUAGUCUAAACUAUUGGAACUUGCAUCAACUGAAGGACUCUGUUGUUCACUUGCAAAUGGAGAACGAGAAGGUUCGCAGUAUACCCCAUUCUGUUAUUGCUCCUCUAGCAGUUAGCUCAUCAAGAGGUGUGGCUUGUGUUUUUGCUGCAAGAAAGCGUGCCUUGGUCUACAUUCUGGAGGAAGAUGAAGAUGAAGUUUCUGAUUCAGAGUGACCCUCACUUUUUAUGUAUCAGAUUGGUUUUCAUGGGUUUUCAAUCAACCAGGGGUAUAAAUUUUGUAUAUAUGGAGGUUCAAGA
This is a messenger RNA of Rosa rugosa (rugosa rose), 2540 nucleotides long. RefSeq names its product anaphase-promoting complex subunit 4. Gene Ontology annotation, molecular function: protein binding. The transcript is spliced from 19 exons. Bases 123 to 2456 code for a protein of 777 amino acids. The record is from RefSeq and is a predicted model, not a curated record. Gene Ontology annotation, biological process: positive regulation of mitotic metaphase/anaphase transition; protein K11-linked ubiquitination; anaphase-promoting complex-dependent catabolic process. Gene Ontology annotation, cellular component: nuclear periphery; anaphase-promoting complex. Lineage: Eukaryota; Viridiplantae; Streptophyta; Magnoliopsida; Rosales; Rosaceae.